GACAGCAAAAUGGCGACCGGAGUGGGAAAGCACAAGGUGCUGGCCCUGGGCCCCACGGAGCCCUGGUCGGUGAGAGAGAAGCUGUGCUUGGCGUCGUCCGUCAUGAGGAGCGGGGACCAGAACUGGGUGUCUGUCAGCAGGGCUAUCAAGCCCUUCUCAGAGCCAGGGCGGCCCCCUGACUGGUUCUCACAGAAGCACUGCGCCUCCCAGUACUCCGAGCUGCUGGAGACCACCGAGGCCCCAAAGCGGAAACGCGGCGAGAAGGGGGAGGUGGUGGAGACGGUGGAGGACGUGAUCGUGCGCAGACUCACGGCGGAGAGGAUAGAAGAGCUGAAGAAACUUCUGAGAGACACGCAGGAGAAGUACAGGAGGCUUAAGAAGGAGGCAGAGCUGAUCCAGGCCGGGCAUCUGGACUCCAAACUGGAGGAGCUGUGGGGAGAGAUCGUGCAAAAAAAGAAGCAGGAUGAGGAGGAGGCGGAACUGAAGAGGAAGGCCACUGAUGCCGCAUAUCAGCAUCGGCAGGCAAUGAAGAACACCCCAAAGCGAGUGACCAGUGUGACCGUACGCUCGCCUCUGGGUGCCAGCUCGCCUGGCCUGGAGUCCUCCCUUCCUGACACGCCCCAGCCCACACCGGACGACCCCUGCACUGCACCCACACCUGCAGGGCCAGCUGUUUUCAUCCCCCUGGCAGAGCCGUCAGGGCCCACAGCCACAGAGGCCAGCCUGGGGACUCUCCUGGAGGACUCCCCGCAGAAGAAGCUCCUGACCCAGAAGGCCACGCCGCCGGCCUCCCCCCUGCUCUCCGAGCUGCUCAAGAAAGGCAGCCUGCUGGCCGCAAGUCCCCGCCUGGUGGGGGACGGCGAUGUCCCGGCUGGUCUCGCCAACGGAGGGCACGGGGCGGACCUUCAGAUCACCGGCCCCUCCCUCCCAGCAGGCCAUGCCACCACAGGUGCUCCCACGCUGUCUCGUCUGCUGGAGGCCAGCCCCGCCCAGUUCCCCGCCCCCCUGGGCUCAUUGGCUGCCCCAGACCCCCCCAAUGCUCCUCCCACUCCCGCAGGUCCCCCUGCAUCGGACAGCCCAGCCUCGCACAACACAGGAGAGGACUCCGGUGUGAAUGCUACGGCCCAGAGCAGCCCCGCCCCAGAUGAGGGGAAGGGGGCGGAGCUGGGCGAAGAGGACCUGGUGGCUGUGUCCUACAUGGGGGACGAGCUGGACCUGGCGACAGUGGGGGACAUCAUCGCCAUCAUUGAGGAAAAGGUGGACGACUCCGCUGAAGCGCUGGAUGCUGCAGCAGUGGAGGCUGCUCUGUCCCUCUGUGAGGACGCUGUGGCUGGCCACACCCUCUCGGGCCCCUGGGAGGCCGCUGAGUCUUCUGUCCCCGCCCCUGAUCCUUUAGACCCCUCCCCCAACACCAUAGACUCCGCCCCCAGCGCUCUCGACCCCUCCUCCGCGCACGCAAACCUGGAGAUGAAGGAGGCGGCGGAGGAGGAAGAGGACGGGGACAGGGGAAGGGUCGAGGGUAUGGCUGAGCCUGGCCCCGCCCCCUCGUCUCCGGCGACCCCUGGCGGCGCACAGAUUGAAGCCGCGGGCCUCCAGCCUCAGUCACAGGCCGGAUCUGACAGGGAGGAGGGAGGCAGGGAGGGGGGCACCCCGAGCCCCUCGGUGAAGUGUGAGAGUGAAGAGUGGACCCAGCCAGGAAUGGACAUGCCCUGUGCAGAUUCAGAGGACAGUUCAGCAUCAGGGAAAGACUCCAGGGAGGUGAAGGAGGAGGACGGUGGGAGUGAGGCAGACGAGGGGAGCAUGUCGGAGCCGAAGGAGUGCGGGGAAGGGGAGGGGGAGGGGGCGUACCUGUCGGAGCUAGAGCCACCAGCCAGCGAGAGCGAGGACGGCUUCAGCCUCCCCGCCUCCUCCCUGCAGCGCUACACCACCGCCGACUCCGCCCCCAGCAGCCCCGCCUCCUCGCAGUUCUCCAUGAGCAGUGAGGACCAAGAAGCAAUCCAGGCGCAAAAGAUCUGGAAGAAGGCCAUCAUGCUUGUGUGGAGAGCAGCAGCCAAUCACAGGUACGCCAGUGUGUUCCUGCAGCCUGUGUCAGAUGACAUCGCACCAGGUUACCACAGCAUCGUUCACAGGCCCAUGGACCUGUCAGUCAUCAAGAAGAACAUUGAGACGGGUCUGAUCCGCACCACGGCGGAGUUCCAGCGUGACAUCAUGCUGAUGUUCCAGAAUGCGGUGAUGUACAAUAGCUCGGACCACGACGUGUACCACAUGGCCCUGGAGAUGCAGCGUGACGUGCUGGAGCAGAUCCAGCAGUUCCUGGCCACCCAGCUCAUCAUGCAGACCUCCGAGUCCGGCAUCAGCGCCAAGAGCCUUCGCGGCCGCGAGUCCACCCGCAAGGACUCCACCGACAAGGACAGUGUCCCCAUGGCCUCUCCUGCUUUCCUUCUCUCUCUCUUUGUAAGUAUCCAGUCUGCAGGGUUACACACACUCUCCCUACACACACGCAUGCAUGCGCCCCUUAUACAAACACACGAUGACUCGCUGUGCGAGCAGGAGUUUGAAGAGGGGGAUUGGCUUCUGCUGUAUGAAGACAGCAACACAGACAGCGAGAUGGACAGAGGGGCGGAGUCGAGGGGCAGUCCGAGAGAGGAGGAGAAGGAGGAGGAGGAGGAGGAGAUGGAGCAAGAGGCAGGGGAGGAGUGUCCCAGCCCCUUGAACGAGAAGGAUGGAGAAUCGGAGGUGGACGCGGUGGAGACGGCCGAGUCGCAAACCGACGGCCACGCGGGCGGGGAGUCUGCCGAAGCUGUAGCAGACCGCUGCGUCUCUGAGCAGGGGAGCACCUGUGGCGAAGACGGAGCUGUGGGCGCCACAGAAAGCCCCGGCAGGCGCGCCUCUUGUCAGGAUUUUCGGAAGCUGCUGCGGGACAUUUGCAAUGACAUCUCGGGACACAAGUACGCCGAGCUUUUCCUGAGGCCCGUCAAUGAGAAGUUCGCUCCUCACUACUACAGUGUCGUCAAAAGGCCUGUAGACCUGCAGACCAUCCGGAGGGCCGUGGCCAGGGGCGAAGUGGACAACCUGGAGACACUGAACCACCAGCUGAUGCUCAUGUUCCAGAACGCGCUCAUGUUCAACAGUCAGGACAGCCAGGUGUACCACGGGGCCCGUGCCAUGCAGCGGGAGGUGCUGCAGCACGUACAGAUGCUGAUAGAUGAGGUUCAGUCAUGUGACCAUCUGAAAGGCUCCUCCCCCUAAAGACCAUGAUUGGAGAGACAGGAGAGGGGAACCAAUCGCACUUGCCUCUGCUGUGCAUCAUUACUGACUCGGAACAGUGGCACGCUUCUUCGUUCCAGCUUUGCUGACAACGGCCAUCAUUGUGUCAGGCAGUCGUCCUUUAAAUUGCCUGCAAAUAAGCUAUGUAAUUUAAUUUUUUUUAUGGGGGAAAAAAGCUAUUGGUGACUAGUUAGCACGGGCAGCUGAAAUGUAAAUGACUGAUUUUGUUUAGCAGAUCUUUAAGUAGACCACAGAGUGGGCUGUGCAGAUUGUGCCUGUGAGAUUUCUUUAUUGGACAGAGUAAAAGCAAACGUUUGGUAAACUCUGUAAAUUAGAUUUCA
Messenger RNA from Megalops cyprinoides (Indo-Pacific tarpon), 3608 nucleotides. RefSeq names its product bromodomain containing 8. Gene Ontology annotation, molecular function: protein binding. The record is from RefSeq and is a predicted model, not a curated record. Gene Ontology annotation, cellular component: NuA4 histone acetyltransferase complex. Bases 10 to 3249 code for a protein of 1079 amino acids. The transcript is spliced from 25 exons. NCBI's taxonomy places the organism in Eukaryota, Metazoa, Chordata, Actinopteri, Elopiformes, Megalopidae.